CCAAAAAUGAUCGGGAUGGAGCAAGUGUGCAGGAACUCUGACUAUUAAACAUUAAUUUGCAUUUGGUGUCUCAGUGGCAGCUUCCCUCUGUGCCCAUACACUGACCAGUCAACGUCCGGUAAAUUAAUUUUUCUUAGUAUAAAGUGAAGGCUGCCACUACUGCCAAACAACAAACAGGUCAGGUCUAACUGUUAUAUAUGUCGGUAUGGCAAGGGGUAUAACUUUGGUGUUUAUUUGUGUGAUCUGGCAUACAGUUGUACCAUUGACAAAAUCCACUGAUUGGUAUGAAGAUGAAACUGAUUACUAUGAAGACAACAAUGAUCCAGAUGAUGAUGACGAGCAGGAUGCAGAAAACUUGCAUACAGACUGGAUAUUUGAAGACUCUGAAGAAGAAGAUCCUUGUUCAGUCAAUCCUUGUGAAAAUGAAGGCACCUGUGAGACAAUUGGCUCAGACUUUGUGUGUCACUGCCAUCCCCUCUAUACAGGAAAGACAUGUCAGAUAGUGCAGAAUCCCUGUCGGAAGAAUACGUGCAAGCAUGGAGAGUGCGUCCUUAUAGAUACACCACCAUAUCACAAGUGCAAAUGUGACUAUCCUUUCAAGCCACCGAACUGCAAAAAACGAGUAUUCACCUGUUCAAGAAACCCCUGUAAAAAUGGAGGAGUUUGCAGAAUGGGAAGAACAAGAAGCUCUUUCACUUGCUUGUGUCUAAAGAAAUUCACGGGCAGGUUUUGUGAAGUAGAUACAGAUGAUUGUUAUGAAGAUAAUGGUGAAAACUACAGGGGCAACGUUAGUAUGACAGAACAAGGGAAAACAUGUUUAUACUGGAGUUCUCACUUGCUUCUAAGGAAACAUAUUAAUAUACUUGGAGACCAAGCUGAAGAAAACGGCCUUGGAGAUCACAGAUUUUGUAGGAACCCUGACGAUGAUGCUAAACCUUGGUGCUUUUUCAAAGAACGCAGUGGAAGACUGAAGUGGGAUUUUUGUUCAAUCUCUCAAUGUGAGAAAGAAUACACCCUCAUGCCUGAGGCUGAACCUGACGCAGUCACCGAGACCAUUGCUGCAACAGAGCGCCCUCAAACCUUUGAAAGCUGUGGCAAAGCAUUAAGCCCCAGGCGAAGUAUAGCUCGUAUCUAUGGUGGAAGGAAGACCGUGCUUGGCAGACACCCUUGGCAAGCAUCUUUACAACUAAAAGCUCAUGUAGGUAUUUAUGAAGAAGGACAUCUAUGUGGAGGGGCCUUGAUUGCACCUUGCUGGGUUCUUACGGCAGCUCACUGCUUGGAAGCAAGCCAACAACCCAAGCACUAUCAAAUAUUACUCGGGAAGCAUAAUAUAGAAUACACGGAACUCAAUGAACAAAAGUUUGAUGUUGAGAGAGUGAUUGUACAUCCAGACUAUGAAGAGACAGACAGAGCCUUAUAUAAUGACAUUGCCUUAGUGAAGUUGAAACAUAUUGACGGAUGGUGUGCCAAUGAGACCAGAUAUGUCAAAACAGUAUGUUUACCGGAUCGUAAUCCACCUCUCAACGCGUCGUGCUACAUUUCAGGAUGGGGUGUAACAGAAUCAGGAAACAGUUCAGAUUAUUUAUUGGACGCAUCUGUCAAGUUAAUCCCUCAACGAUCUUGCAACAGAGUCACAUCUUACAAUCAUGUCCUUGAUGCAUCAAUGCUUUGUGCAGGAAAUUUAGAAAAAGGUGGAGUGGAUGCUUGCCAGGGAGACUCUGGAGGACCACUGACCUGUUUGAAGGAUGGACACUACGAGAUCAAUGGAGUAGUGAGUUGGGGGGAUCACUGUGGAGUGAAGAACAAACCGGGUGUUUAUGCCCGUGUCACCACCUUCCUUAACUGGAUUCAAGGAAUAAUUAACUAGUUUUUAAUUUUUCAACUUGCAAAUAAAAUCAAAAUUGAAUUUAAUAGCUCAGCUAUAGUUUGUGUUACUUACCCUGUAUAUUAAUUGUUUUUAAAUAUACUGUAACAAAAUCAGAUAGGCAUUUUGCAAAGAAUACAUUGAAAAUAAAAACUCUGUUUAAUAAUGUGAACACAGGAGAUUCUGCAGAUGCUAGAGGAACUCAGCAGGUCAGGCAGCAUCUAUAGAAAGGAAUAAACAGUCCAUGUUUCGAGCUGAGACCCUUCAUCAAGACUGAGUGAUGAAGCCUGUCCUGAUGAAGAGUCUUGGCCUGAAAUACUGACUAUUUAUUCCUCUUGAUAGAAUCUUCCUGACCUGC
This is a messenger RNA of Mobula hypostoma (lesser devil ray), 2222 nucleotides long. Its product is annotated as hyaluronan-binding protein 2-like. Gene Ontology annotation, molecular function: serine-type endopeptidase activity; calcium ion binding. Gene Ontology annotation, biological process: blood coagulation; proteolysis. The coding region runs from base 206 to 1867 and encodes 553 amino acids. The record is from RefSeq and is a predicted model, not a curated record. The transcript is spliced from 13 exons. NCBI's taxonomy places the organism in Eukaryota, Metazoa, Chordata, Chondrichthyes, Myliobatiformes, Myliobatidae.